Messenger RNA from Pseudo-nitzschia multistriata, 1850 nucleotides. The record is from the annotation of a GenBank genome assembly. Lineage: Eukaryota; Bacillariophyta; Bacillariophyceae; Bacillariales; Bacillariaceae.
CAUUCGCAACUGUACUAUCGUUAUAUCGUACAAUCGUUUCGCGUCAUUUUUUUUCGAGAUUUUGAUUUGGCCUCUAAUGGCUCGAAUUUUGCAUGUAUUUAAGAAAAAGAAUCCUUCUUUUCAAAACUAAGAUCACAAUUCAGGCCUAAUACCGUAGUUGACCAAACGGAAAUCCGUACUUGGCGCGUGUUGGAUAGGGUAGUGUUUCAUAAUGUUCUACACUGCGAAAUGACAAAAGCAAUGGAGAUGCAACAACCCAUCGAGAACACCGAAGAAGAAGAACCUAGCAGAUGUGCUAGAAUGGGAAAUGGGAACGACGAAGAACGCGCUGCCAAGAAAACCAAGGCAAUUACGAUUCUCCGUCAAGAGGAUGGGACAUACCCGGCUUCCAUUCACGAUGUAAUUGAUGAGUACGUGACGUUUGAAUUGGCGUGGCUGAACAAAGUCUACACCGAGUUUCGAGGAGAUUUUGACGACUGGCUCGCGACGAAAGGCUUCAAAACAGAASCAAUACGCGGGGAACAAAAUAACGACGACCGACUUGCAAACAAACAAAAGCUCGUCUGGAUUCUACUAAACGAGAACGGGGAACUCUACAACCCUUGCUGCAUCGAUGGAUUUCUUCGCGAUUUCCUGGGCGUUCUCAAGAAGACGGCCCACAACAUUCUGACACAGGUGCGCGAAUACGAAGACGAUCCACACAACGAUCGUGCCUUUACCAAGGUUCGAGAUACUAAGAAGCAAAUCGAAAACAUCGUCAGGCUUUUCCCGGAAAACCUUUCGAAACGGAAAGAGCCUCUUUGGAUGGACGAGUUCGAAGAACAGGACGAGUCCAUUGGGAUGUAUCCGAUACAGAUCCAAACCAUCCAUGGAUACAGGGACCGCCGUUCGGGYCGCCGCUGCACGGGACCGGGAGCCGCCAAAUUCAUUCCGCUGCUGGCGCGGUUGGCCAUCGAGUUUGGCCAGUUCGAGGACGGCCUCCGGGGCGGCUUGCUGCUGGAAGACAAGARCAAACAGAACGUGUUGCAAAGGCUUGCCUCAACGCGCAAGGUGAAAGAAUUCAAAUCGAGCCAAUACGAAUGCAUCGACGCCAAGUACACCAAGGUGUUGACAAAAUUGAGAAGCUCGAGGCUUCUGCAUAAGGAGGACAUUGCCAAGUACAAUCUUUUGAGAAGGGUGUGCAAAUCGRMWCACCAUUUUUCUGAAAAACGAUUCGCCUUUCUGUCKGAUUGGGAUCCCGAGAGAUUGGUGCACACCGAUUGGCCCCGCGUAACACCUCUCCACAUCGUCGCGACUAMCGGGAGCGAUCGAGCCUUUCGGRUGGUGUUUGAAGCKGGAAUCCGUCAUUUUCCAUCRAAGGAAGGAAUUCUUGUCUUGUUUCAGAAGGAUUGGUGGGGGAAGACGCCCUUUGCRAGUGCCAAGAAACAGCAGGGAGACUCAGUAUCAUUCAUARARGAAAUUAUGGCUAAAUAUUCCGAUAAGUCCCGGAAUCUUUCCGAUCUGAUGCUCUCAGCAGUUUUGAACAAUUCGAUCAGCUUGGAUGGCGUAUACUUUCUCUUGMGGAGACAGCCAGACAUGCUGAAGAAGAUGCUCUCGGUAGCAGUUGUAGAAGGCGAUGAGAGUAAAUWUGAAAGUAUAAAUGAAGAAAGCAAGAGGGCGGCCCGUGCUGGUACGUGUGGUUACAAUGCGAAAGGAACCGAAAGGUGUCGUACGCACGGAAAAGUAAAGCAAAGUUCAAGAAAGAAAAGGAAGAAGAGUCACGGGGAAAUGUUGGGUCUUUGAAUGGUUGUUUCGUGGACUUUUCAUUUCGGCAUUUGUGUAAAUUCAUGUAAUAAAAAAUAUGUGUGUGU